Chiloscyllium plagiosum (whitespotted bambooshark) is the source of this 2693-nucleotide messenger RNA. The record is from RefSeq and is a predicted model, not a curated record. NCBI's taxonomy places the organism in Eukaryota, Metazoa, Chordata, Chondrichthyes, Orectolobiformes, Hemiscylliidae.
AUACAGGGCUUAAGCUUAGUGUGGAUACAAGUUACAUGAUGACAAAACACCAGCCACAAGUCUUUGCAUGUUGCAAAGUAAGAAAACAACUUUAGCUUUUGAAGUGCUGAGACCACGCAUAUCAGAAUAACUGUGAUAUCAGAUGUGCAAAAUUGAAGGAGAAUAUGCAUUAAAUGCAUCUUGCUGGUGCAUCUUUAUGUUAAGAGAUGUAAGUUGAUGUGAGAAAUUAAUUCUUUGAUAAUUGAAAGUCUGUUGUGGUGCACAGAGUGACAUUGUAUUGUUGGACUGUUGGAAGAAAUGUUUGUCUAUAAAUCUGUUUUUGGUGAUAGCAAAUUUCAAAAAAAGAAAUUAAACUAUAUUUCUUAUACUUGAUCCAAGCUGUAAAUUGGUUGAAAAUAAUUAUUUUGUUAAUACUGGGAGCAAUGUGCUAGAAAUCAAACCCCACUACUCCAUGAGCCAUGCAAAAGUGUAAAUAUCUUUGUAUAUCAGCAAAGUAGUUAAUUCAUUCCUGAGGAAGGGUCACUGGACCUGAAAUGUUAACUCUGAUUUCUCUCCACAGAUGCUGCCAGAUCUGUUGAGCUUUUCCAGCAAUUUAUUUCGUUUCUAAUUUCUAGCAUCUGCAGUUCUUUAAUUUUUUAGUCAAUUCCUUUUCUUUACUGCUGUUUACCAGAGACUUUUAUUAGCUUUCUUCAGUAAAAUCAAAAGCAACUUAUUUAUUAGAAAUAAACUUUCUACAAUAUUUUAAUCCUCAUUAAAGUCUCAUGUCCCCUUAUUAUGACAAAUGACUUGUGUUUUGUGAUGUACCAAUUUAAAAUCAGAUGAUCAUAAAAAGAUAUGAAAGUUGAUACUUUCAAAUUCAUGCAACUGUAUGCGUGGUAUUCUUGGCCGAAUGUUAUCCUCUGCUUUUUUGGUGGGUUUUUACUAGACAAAGUAUUUGGAGUGCGCUUGGGAACAAUAAUCUUCAGUUUGUUUGUCUGUGUUGGACAAGUUAUCGUUGCUGCUGGAGCACUGUUGAAUGCAUUUUGGCUAAUGGAGCUGGGGCGAUUUGUCUUUGGAAUUGGCGGGGAAUCACUUGCUGUUGCACAAAACACGUAUGCAGUUAGCUGGUUUAAAGGCAAAGAGCUAAACCUUGUAUUUGGGCUGCAACUAAGCAUGGCCAGACUGGGUAGCACUGUGAACAUGAACAUUAUGGGGUGGAUCUAUGGAAGAGCAAUGAAGAUGAUGGGCUCUGUAGGUCACAGCACGCUUGGUAUAAGUCUCAUGAUAGCUGCGGCUACAUGUGUAUUUUCCUUGUUGUGUGCGUUUGCCAUUGCUUACUUAGACAAAAGAGCUAAGAGGAUUUUAAAGAAAGACCAAGGAAAAACAGGUGAUGUUGUGAAACUAAAAGAUGUGAAAGAUUUCCCUUUAUCCCUCUGGCUGAUAUUCAUCAUCUGUGUUUGUUAUUAUGUGGCCAUUUUCCCAUUUAUCGGACUUGGGAAGGUGUUCUUCAUAGAAAAAUUCAAAUUUUCUCUGAAACAAGCCAGUUUAAUCAACAGCAUUGUGUAUAUUAUCUCUGCUCCAGUUUCACCAGUAUUGGGAUUUCUGGUGGAUAAAGUAGGAAAGAAUGUAUUUUGGGUUAUGUCUGCUGUGCUAAUCACAUUGGCUGCACAUAUGAUGUUGGCAUUCACCUUCUGGAAUCCUUGGAUUGCUAUGUGUCUGUUGGGAGUAUCUUACUCUUUACUUGCCUGUGCAUUGUGGCCUAUGGUGGCCUUUGUUGUUCCUGAACACCAGCUGGGCACAGCUUAUGGCUUCAUGCAGUCCAUACAGAACUUGGGUCUUGCAGUGAUUGCAAUUGCUGCAGGUUCCAUAUUGGAUUCCAAAGGAUAUCUAUUUCUUGAAGUGUUUUUCUGUGCUUGUCUUUGUGGGGCACUGAUAUCAGUUGUAAUGCUCUACUUUGUGGACUUGUUGACUGAAGGUGAUCUCAAUGUGACUGCAUGGAAGCGUUCAAAACUCCAAGCUGUCGCUGCAGCAGAGGCUGAGAAAGCAGAACGCAUUCGUCAACAACAAGUGGAGGACUUAGCUAAAAUUCAACCAAUGAGUUCUUUUGCAGUAAGGAAUAGAUACCUUUCCAGACUUGGUGCACAACUACCAGAGAAUUACAGCGUCCAUGUAUCUGCACUGGCAUAUAGGAGUGUACUCAAAUGACUUGGAUGAUAUGCUCAGAAAGUUACCACCAUUUUAAACUUUCAGAAUUAUGAAGCUGAUAAAAAGAAACUGGAAGAAAUCUCUUACUGUACUUUUUAUAUUGGAAGAAUCAUUGACACUAUCAUAAAUUUUAUUUUGUACAUUUUUUCACUUGGGUAAAGAUCAUGGCUUCAAUAUAUUUAAAAUUUUAUUUUAUCUGUAUAAAUGCGAAUGUUUUACUUGAAUUAGAACAUGAAAUUGAGAAAUUUGAACAACCAAAAAUGUCCAUGUAUCAUCAAACUUGAAGGUGUGGAAAAUUCCAAAGUUUUUGGAUAGUUUACGCUGCCCGUAAAUUUUCACUCUACAAUUUGGACUGUAAUUAUCAUUAAAACUGCAGUCGAACUCAGUUCUUUGAGCGAAUAUGCAAAUUUUGUUUAGUCUUCCAGCGUGUUUUAUCAACAUGCCCAGAAAUUGCACAUUCACUGUAAAUGACCGUUUUUAAUUGAAUAAAGUUUUUUUGUAAAAUUAAA